Messenger RNA from Symbiodinium natans, 5685 nucleotides. Lineage: Eukaryota; Dinophyceae; Suessiales; Symbiodiniaceae. The record is from the annotation of a GenBank genome assembly.
AUGGCUCCGAUUCCCGGAAGGUGUGAUUUGGCUCCCCUGGCGGAGCGGCGAAACGAACGGAGUGAGAUCUUCUCUGACUGCCUUUCGAGGAAGCCCUACCUCCGCGUGUAUGACGAGCUGUUGGACGAAGGACUCGCCCCCCCGGGCAACUGGCCUCUACACAGAAGUUUCGAGAACUCCUCGGAUGGCCUCGAUACGGAGGAGCUGUGGCAGGUAGCGCUCUUGAAGAAGGGCGUCCUGGCCCGACAACAUCUGGACAUCUGCUUCAACUUGCUGGCAAGGCGGUUCACGGAUCCCUUGCUGGAGCGGGAGGACAACUGUCGGCCCCCAGAGCCUUCUCAUCCGAACGGUUACAUGCUGGACACAAAGUGGUCAUCUUUGCCCUACAGCAGUCUGUCGGGCUUCUUCAGGCACGACCCGCUCCUUGCGGCGCGGCUCCUUCACUACUGGUUCGCAGAGUUUGCGAGGAUGGGCCGCCCGGUCAAGGUGGUGGAUCUGGGCUGCGGCCGAGCCUCGAUGAUAGAGCGUUGGCUCCAGUACUACCCUGCAAGCAUCGUCGGUGUAGACAAGAUGCCAGGACUUCGCCCACUUUUGGGUAGUGACCUCCUCGAGCUCGACCUCACGGAAGUCAUGAAUCCCAGGAUUCUGACCUCCACCCGGGCCUGCACGUUCUUCUUUGGUGACAAGGAUCUGGCUCGCCUUGUCGAGGGAGCACAAGAAGAAGGCAUCGACGUUAACGAAGCCUUCCGGCGUGUGCUGAACUGCUGCCUUCAGUCGCGGUGCGUGGGAUUGAGCAUCAGUGCCGGCCUUGCACCACUGGAUGCCGAGCAGUCAGCCGGGCUAUCCGACAUGAUUUGGCUGGCCCGCCGGAAUGCCAGUGACCAUGGGCGGCUCGCAUGGGCUGGUCGCGCUGACUGGGCGCUCUUGCUGGACGUGGUGCACCGCAUUCCUGCGCGAGGUCGCCAGCGCCUGGUCGCAAAUCUUGAUGCAAUUGCAGCCGAAGGCGUAAUGGUGUCGGAGCCCGAAGACCUGGCCGGGGAGCUCGAUGCGGCCCUGGCCUCCAGGGGCUUCGCCCGCGACCGGCGGAGUGAAGAGCUGCUCCUCCCCUGGGCGAUGCUACGUGGGGUCCGAGAAGCCUUCUCCAUCCGGGUCUUCCGGCGCGUACGGACGGCCAGCCCCACGCACAGGCCUGUUCCCUUCCCCUUUCCGGAGCCGAUUGAGUGCUCUUUGACUCUGAGAUUUGCUGCGGAACCCGCGCGCUGCCGCCAGGGGCUGACUUUCGGGUGCUCCAACUCAGAGUACAUCUGGGUGUCUGAUGGCUGCAAUGGGUGGUUCAUGAGAGGGCAACGCCAAGCGGGCUGUCUCAGCGAUGUGGAGAACAGCACGCGCAGCAAAUGGUCGUAUGCCUCCGUAAAAUCCUGGCAGUUCGUCGAGUGUUACUUGCCUGAAGGACAGGCAGCUGUGAGCUCUUCGGACAUGAAGGAAACCAUGGAGCUGUGCGAAAGUGAGGCGGUCUUCUCCGAACCUGAGCAGGUCCACUUCCCACUGGAACAGGUGGGCCCAGGCCAUUGGCAGAGCGAGGACAUCUUCAUCAGUCGGUAUCAGGUGCUCCAAGUCCGGCUGGCCUUCGAUGCAGUCGUGCAGGUAUCGGACAUGGCAGAGCGUCCAAUUUGGCGGGCUAGAGGCUGGCACGGCCCGGUGCUGCAGAAAGCGGGGCGCUGCGUGGCCUGGAACGAUUCGAUAUCUGGAAUGCUUCCAGCGAAGAUGGCCUGGCGAGGCUCCGGUCCUCAUCCCGGGAAAACAGGACUAGGACGCUUGGUGGCAAGGACUAGCCUCAUGCCCUUGGCAUGGGAGGCUGCGGAUGCCGUAGUUCGCGUCUCCGACGUCCGAUCCGGGGGCCUCCUCGAGGUCUAUGACGCUUUGCCGGAAUUGGGAGGAGCCUCGCUCGCCUACCGCGGACGGGCCGACUCGGAACUCAGCCUUGUGGAUGGUUUCCUGGCAAUGGGAGAAUGGCGCCGGUUUCGGAUUGGGCUGCAGCUUGUGGUGCAGCGAGUGGUCGUCUCGAUGUCUUGUUGGUCUGUUCAACUCAUGGCCCCAUGCGAGUCGCUAACGCCAGACAUUGGUAAGAAAGGUGCCCCAGAGCAUGGUGGAAGCUGCACGGGUGGGCAUGAUGCGCACAAAGACUCUGGAGGCUCGGAUGAUUUGGUGUCUGUGACGGACAGCCCCGAUCGCUUUCGGCUGCAAUUCAGACACUGUGAGUUCAACCGGGUUUCGCAGAUGUUGAAGCCUGUGCUUGUGAACCAACAGCAGUGUUCCAGUAGCCCAUAUCAUAGCAUGGCUCGACUGCCUUGCUUGCUGCUGAGCAUUGCUUUGCUCCCAUGCGGAGAAGCAGAGGACUCGCAACCGGCGCUCAACUUUACGUACAAGUCUGAGCAGCAAAUAGCCGAACUGGGCUGGCCGUAUCUGCCAGACUACCGUGAUCCGAACACUGCGUGGACACUCCCACACAAGCUUGUGUUCUUCUUCUUGUACUCAUCGGUCUGGCUUGGUAUCGUUGCAUCCGUGCACUUUUGCACUCAUCCAUGCCAGAAAAGGAUUGUGGCAGCCAAAGUCAAAGUAGCAGAUGAGGAGAUGGGGAAUCUCGAGUCGCGUACAUUUUCGGCUUCGGGGCCAAGACCCCGUUACCCCGAAACCCAGCUCAUCCACGAGCUGAUCUUAGAGCGGGCAGAGCAGUCGGCGGAGGCCACCGCGUUGAUCGUCCCGUCUUUUCCCAGCAUCUUCGUGACCUACGCGCAGCUGCAAGGAGCCGUAGCGGAGCUGGCGAGUGCCCUACAGCAGCUGGGGCUGGAGCCCGGCCGGAUCGCUGCGCUUUGCAUGGAGCGGAGCUGUGCCCAGGUCGUGGCAGUCCUGGGUGUGCUUGCAAGCGGCGGGGGCUACUUGCCGAUCGAUGCAGAUGCGCCUGAGAGCCGGGUGGCCGUGCUACUCCAGCAUAGCCAGGCCCGGGUGCUCCUUGCCGACUCUGACCGUUUCACGCAUCUCGCGCGGGAGGCUGGCCUCCCCCUGCUCCUCGCCGGCACUGAGGCGGCAUCCAUGUCCUUCAAAGUGACCAAUGCGCCGGCAGCAUCUGCGCAACAGCAGCCACAGCGGAAGCGGCCGACGACCUCGGAGGUGGCGAUGCUCAUCUACACCUCUGGCACCACAGGGGCACCGAAAGGUAUUAUUUACGACCACCGCCACCUCCUACAUGGAGCAUGGUUCUGGGCAGAAGAGCACGGCGUUACAGAGCACACGGUGCAACUGUUGAAGUCCCCCUACUUCUGGGCAGUGAUGGAGUGGGAGUUCUUUCCAGCUUUGCUUCGGGGCGGAUCUCUCGUUGUUGCUAGCAGCGACGGCCACAAAAGCCCGGACUACAUGGCGAAGGUGGUCCACCAGCACCACGUGAGCGUCUUGAUGAUCACUCCAUCUGUGAGGAUCUUAGCAGUCCUUGACCUCCUUCUGGAUGUUCAUCAACUGCAUGCGGGUGAUCGCUUGCUCAGCUCUCUCGAGCACAUCACCACUGUGGGUGAGCCUCUGCCCACAGCCUUGGCCAACCGUGUGGUCUCCACGAAGCACCUCGCCGCCACCCUCCGAAACUUCUAUGGAGCGUCGGAGAGUUCCUGCACCAUCUACAAGGUGCCGGAGCAGGGCGUCGAUGAGAAGCUCUUCCCCAGCCGCGUACCAGCUGGGCUCCCGCAGCCAUAUGCUGACGUGUUCCUGAUGGCCGUGGACGAGAGGCCAUUGCAAGCGGCUGCACCCAACACGCCUGGAGAGAUCUGCUUCGGCGGCGUACUGGCUUCCGGAUACUUGCAGCUCCCGGAGCUGAGCAAAGAGAAGUUCGUUGACACGGAGUACGGCCGGCUUUACGCCACCGGAGACCUGGGUCGUUGGACGCAGGGGGUUCUGGAAGUGAUCGGCCGUAUCGAUCGACAGCUCAAGGUCAACGGCGUACGCGUCGAACCCGAGGAGAUCGAGUCAGCCUUGUUGAAGUUUGCCCAGCCACGAUCAACAGAAAGAAGCCCCAAGAAGGUGGCCUUGGGAAGGUUGCAGGGGGAUGAGGAGCUUCAGUCUUUGCGCAACAGUCCACUCCUUGACGAGCCCUUGUGGGCUGUGGCCCGGGCUGCCGUCGUUGCCACAGACUCGCCGCAGCAGCUUGUGGCCUUCGUGUCACCUCGCGAGGGCAUGGAGCUCCUGUCCGAGGACCUCCAGAAGCAUUGCAGGGCGGUGUUGGCUCCCGCCUAUCUUCCGAAGCACAUCCUGAUCCAGCCGGAAGGCCUGCCAUCUCUCCCGAACGGCAAGGUGAACUUCGCGCAACUGCCUCUCGGCCUGCAUGGGAAGUCGAUGGCAGAAGAGCAUGUCAUGGAGGCGUCCCAGACAGUCCUCGACUCCUUGGGCCAAAUGAGGUCUAUGUCGAAGUGGCAAGUUCUGGAGAAUGCCAUCAUCCACCGCUGCUAUGCCUUCUGGAUGAUCGGGGUCCUCCUGGACCACUACGCGCUGUGCGCCAUGACCACGGACCCCAACGAUCGCACAGAGAUGCAGGCCUUGCCCUUCUGCACCACGUUGGCCUCUUCCCGAGUAGUUCCAUGGUCGGAGGCCAUUAUCCGAUCCAUCGGGAAUGACCAGGAUCUCUUCGGCUUCAUCAUGCUCGGAGCUUAUCAGGAUUCCCGUCCGAGCAGCAUGGGCCAGGCAAAGCGCCUGCGUCUUUCAUGGAUGGACCUCUACAUCCUGGGCAUCUACCUCUUUAUUGCGAUGCCUCUACCGCAAGUGUGCCGCUGGCUGACAGGGGGCUUCGCCUAUCCCACGCAGACGUGGAAGGCAUAUGCUUCUGCAGUGCAGACCAACGGCUGGGACCAAGCGUAUAUCGAGUGGGCUGAUGUCACCUCCGGCCACCGAUGGUAUCUCUUGAUGGUUGUUCAGGCCAAGGUCUACGUCGUGCUGAGCGAUGCCCUCUGCAUCCCAGCUUGGGCACAGGUAGGCCUCGCCGCCUGGUGGAGCUACAUGGGUCCAGUGUUUGGCGGGAACAUUUGUACCAGCGGGCUGGCACCAGUGACCAAGUUCUUUGUCACGUGGUUCCUGGACGGCUGCUGGGUGUGGAUUCGCUGGGUUGAGUGGUACGCCACUUUCUACGUGUUUUGCUUCCACUACCUCCGCCGCAUCGUUGCCUGGCUAUCCCCACGGCUUCCACGGGGCCCAACCUGGGCGUCUGCAGCCACAGCGGGGAGUAUGAUACUGGGUAUGUUCAUGGCCCUGUUCCACUACCCCAAUGACAUGCUUGAGAGUGGAGCCGAUACAAACUGGUUUGUUGUGGAGCUGGCGGCUACAACCUUGCAGCCGGCCCUUUUUGCUUUGGGUACUUCUUACUGGUCAGUCAGCGCCAGAUGGUGGGGAAACACGACGCUCGGUUGCUAUGUCAUCCACUUCCUCUUCCGAGACCGGAUGACGGAGCUUUUCCAAUCUCUGAUCUUCCUGUUAAGUUGGGACUUUACGGGGCUUCUGCUUCCAGCUUCCAUCCUCCUGGCAUGUUUGGCCUUCACAAGCACGGUCGGCCCAGUGGGACACUACAUCCUCAUCUUGCCCCAGCUCAGCUGGGGCCAUGUAAAGCGGCGCUACUUUUUCCAGAAGCGAGUGCUUCACAAACACACCUGCUAA